CACGCCCACUACUUUUCGACCAGAUCGACAGGGAGACGAGCCUGUAUGUAGCCUCAACUCAUCAACUUCCCCUUGGUGGUUCUCACCACCUCCUCCUCGAUAGAUCUAGGAGCCACCUGUAUUUGUGUAUCAACUACUUUAUCUCCGCUGCGACAUGGCCACAGAUCAGUAGACCAGCCACAGCCACGGCUGUGUGAGUCUCUUCGUUCGCCUCGCUCCACCCGAACGACCCCUGCUGAAAUGUCAAGAUGGCUUCGAAACCAACCGGACCUUGGAAAGGGCAUAGGCAGCUCACUACCAAAGCCGAUGACUCGAGUUACCCCGGGCUGACCCCCGCCAGCCCCGACAUGGCGUCCAAAACGCAGUAUCUCGACGCUCAGAAGGAGGAGAUUAUGGUUCUGCAGGCCAUCUACGGCGAUGACUAUAUCGAGCACAAGGCUGCCAACACAGCCUGGCAGAAGUCUGAGCCGUCCUUUGACAUCCGUGUCAAAGCCCUCUCGGAUGAAGAAGUAGCCGUCACCCUGAGCGUUGUUCUCACGGCCACAUACCCCAAGUCGGCCCCCUUGCUCAGCCUAAAGGACGAGGGUGUCCUGAACGAAUCGACUGUAUUCAAGCUGCAGAAGUUUAUUGAGAAAAAGCCCAAGGCUCUGGCCGCACAAGGCCAGUCAGAGCCUAUGAUCCACGAGCUAGCCCAGGGCCUCCAAGAUAUCCUUGAAGACGCCGCCCAAGCCAAAUCCCACGGGUUGGAGUUGCCCUCGCUAGAAGAAGAGAGGGCAGCUCACGAAGCAGAGCUAGCCAAGCAAGCCCGAGAGCAGCACGAGGAGGAGGAACGCAGGAGACAAGAUGCGAUCAAAGAGGAAGAGAGGGUGAUGCAGGAUAUGAUACAGCAAGAAGUCGACCGGCAACGGACCAAGGUCAAGGAAUCGAAGAAGAAAAACAAACCCCAACCGGCCAAUACUCGCUCUCAAAACCCGCAGGUCUCGGAAACCAAGAGGAUUGAGUUCGACCAAACAUGCGCGGUUACCGACUCAGCUGGGGAUGCCUUUGUGUUCAACGCUGUCACCGGUCGAAGCGAAUUCCGCAAGGGACAGGUCGCCACGACGUACCGAGUCUGGCCACACAUCCCCGGCGGACGAAACGGACCGAGUCUCGCUCUCAAAGAAUUCCACCUACGGUCUGAUCCCAAGGAGUCGGCCCAGUUUAAAAAGCAACUGCAGGCAUUGGAAGGGCAGUUGGAGUCGGUGAAGAAGAUAUCACACCGCAACAUCCUUGAGCUCCUGAACUUCCGCGUCGAUCGAGAGCAUGCCGAGGACGGGCCGGCUUCUAUGGGCUGGACGGUGCGACUCCUCACCCCGCUUGCAGAGAGAGGUGCAUUGGAAGAGUUACUAGAUCUCGCAGGGCGACUCGAAGUGGGAAGAGUUCGCUCGUGGGUAGCUGAUCUACUAAAUGCUCUAGGGCAUCUGCACGGAUCUGGCAUUGUUCACCAGGAUAUUCAUCCUCGAAAUAUACUCCUCUUUAGGGAGCCGACCGGAGAUGUCAUAGUGAAACUUUCCGAUGUCGCCUAUGAAAGGGAGCUGCAUAAUCUCUGCCGUAGGUCGCUCAAAAGCUCGUCUGCGGACUCUGCGAGAUCCACCUACUGGCUACCACCCGAGGUUGCUGGAAGCUCGCGGCCACAGCUCACCCAAAAGACCGACGUAUGGGACCUUGGGGUCGUCUUCUUGCAAAUGAUAUUCGGGCUUGAUGUGUUCCAAAGAUAUCAGUCCCCAGCUGCCCUCAUAGACUCCCUGUCCCUAUCUAGGCCGCUGGAGGAAUUGGUGGCCCGUUUUUUCAAGCUAGAUCCCAAGAAGCGGCCUCGGGCAUUCGAACUGAGCUCCAGUGAAUUUCUUGCAACCGACGCACCCAUCAUCGUUGAUGAUGUCUCCGCUAGCUUCCUUACUCCCAACUCACCGGGUUCGCUAUCACAGGCCCUCCUUAUGCGGCCAAGACACGACUCUAUUACUCGAGCCCAAAUUUCGUCGCGGUAUAAGGAGGAUUUUGUGGAAGAGGCACGGUUGGGUAAGGGAGGCUUCGGCGAGGUUGUGAAGGCGCGAAAGAAGCUCGACGGCCAAAUCUACGCCAUCAAGAAAAUCACCCAACGCUCCCAAGCAAGCCUGUCUGCGGUACUGAAAGAAGUUAGGCUGCUUUCUCAGCUAAGUCACCCCGCCGUCGUGAGAUACUACAAUACCUGGCUGGAGGAGAUACCCGAUUUGCCGGACACGGACGAGGAUACGUCGACCGAGGAUGCCAAUACCGACUCGAAGCAGACUGCCUCACAAGGAAUCGAUAUCCAAUUUGCUCCUAGCGCCGGAGGGUUGGAUUUCAUCUCAUCCAGCCACCCUAAUAUAGAGUUUGGGUACGACGAAUCGGACGCCGAGGAUAACGAGGAUACAGAUGAGGACGCGGACGAGGAUGCGGACGAGGAUGAAGAUGACGAGUCGGACGUGAAUUCCGUCAUCGCUCGUUCCGCUGAGGAUGAGGGCACAGGGCCCACGGCUCCGCUCGGCAAAGUCAAGAGCAAUACAAGACAAUUCGGGACUAUAAUGUACAUCUCCAUGGAAUAUUGCGAAAAGCGGACAUUACGAGACCUUAUCCAAAGACACCUCUACAAGGAGAACGACGAGGUUUGGCGCCUUUUUCGCCAGAUAUUGGAAGGAUUGGCUCAUAUUCACGGGCUUAAUAUCAUCCACCGCGAUCUCAAGCCAGAAAACAUCUUCAUUAGUCUUGGACCUGACGGGGUAAAUAACGUCAAGAUUGGUGACUUCGGGUUGGCUACUGCCGGCCAAUUUGCUGCCGAAAAAUUCACCGCAGCUAGCUUGGAUUCAGGCGACUUAACUAGAAGCAUCGGUACAUCGUAUUACGUUGCCCCGGAGGUCCGAAGAGCGGGAGGAGGGUCAUAUACCUCGAAAGUUGAUAUGUACUCACUCGGAGUUAUCUUCUUCGAGAUGUGCUACCAUCCAGUCGUGGGUAUGGAGAGAGCCGACAAGCUGGGAAAGCUGGGCGACUCCUCCCUCCUUCCGGACGACUUCCAACCCGGUAAUACGGCGAAAUCAGACAUCGUUCUCUCGCUAGUCACACACGACGCGAAGGAACGCCCCGGCAGCAUUGAGCUCCUGAGGAGCGGAAAGCUCCCGAUUCAGAUGGAAAACGAGACGGCGCAGAGAGCGCUUGCAAGCCUCACCAAUUCCGCAUCGCCGUACUAUCCUAAGGUCGUCUCGGCGUUGUUCUCGGCACACUCGGAGCCGACGAAGGACUACGCCUGGGACAUGUCAACGCCAAACCCGACCGUCAUGGAACUGCUCCACCAAAGCGUAGUCAAAGAGGAACUGAUAUCGGUUUUUCGCCGCCAUGGUGCAGUCGAGGCCCCUCGUGGUUCCCUAUAUCCCCGUUCUCGACAUUAUUCUUCCAAUCAAAAUAUCGUUCAGCUAUUGGAUCAAAAUGGCACCGUUGUACAGCUGCCUUUCGACCUAACACUUGGAAAUGCCAGAGUCCUCGCAAGGCACGGCACUACUACUGCCGUUCGGAGAUCCUUCACGUUUGGGAAUGUCUACCGCGAUAGGCAGAACGGCGGACAGCCGCUCACGAUUGGUGAGGUCGACUACGACAUUGUCUCUGCGGAUACCUUGGAUCUUGCCCUCAAGGAGGCCGAAGCAAUCAAGGUGCUGGAUGAGAUUAUCGACGCCUUCCCUUCGACGUCACCCAUGUGCUUUCACCUGAGCCAUUCUGACCUAUUGCAACUCAUCUUCGACUUUUGUAACGUAGAUUUGAGUGCAAGGCAACUGACCGCCGAGUCUCUCAGCAAGCUGAAUAUUCAUAGCUGGACUUUCGCGAAGAUCCGGGCGGAGCUUCGAUCGCCGAUGAUCGGAAUCUCGGCCACCUGCAUCGAAGAUCUUCGCCGGUUCGAUUUCCGAGAUACCCCGACGAAAGCAUUCUCUAAGCUGAAGACUAUCUUCGAAGGCAACCGGCUGUACGAGAGGUUACAACCAACCCUGGCGCAUCUGAAGGAUGUCGUAGAGUACACGAAACGCUUCGGCGUCCACGCCAAGAUUUAUAUCUGCCCACUCAGUAGCGUGAAGGCGAACUUUUUCUCGGGCGGGAUGCUGUUCCAGUGUCUAUAUGACAAGAAGGUCAAAGACGUCUUCGCCGCCGGCGGUCGCUACGAUAGCUUGAUCAAAUCCCACCACCCAAAGAAUGGCCAAGGGCCGCACGCGGUUGGUUUUAGCUUGGCAUGGGAGAAGUUGGCGCGAAUGCCCAAGGCUUCGGGAGGCAAGGCCUUCUUAAAGAAAUCGGAAGAGGAAGGGCAGGGGAUCCUUAAUGCUAAGCGGUGCGACGUUCUCGUCGCCAGCUUCGACGCUCAUACUCUUCGUACGGCGGGUAUCGAAAUCCUGUCGAUGUUGUGGUCUCACGACAUCAGCGCCGAGCUAGCUCGGGACUCUCGAUCUCCUGAUGAGCUAACGUCGAGAAAUCGGGACGAGACGUAUUCGUGGAUAGCUAUCCUCAAACAGGACAACAUGGUGAAGAUAAGAACGAUGGAUCGCAAGGAUAUCCCCGACGCGGAGAUCCCGGUCGCGGAACUGCUUCCCUGGCUACGUACGGCCCUGCGAGAACGCCCCGUCCGCAACCAGGGAUUGCCCAAGGCGUCCGAAGGCGCGAGCGCGAGCGCGGCGCCAGCGGUGCAGGGCGGCGGGGCGCUGGCGGGCAACGCGGGCCAGGAGGUGCGGGUGCUGGUGGCGGGGACGCGGUCGAAGAAGUUCAACCGGCGGAUCGUGAUCGAGCAGGCGCAGGCGAACGCGGCGGCGCACCUGCAGACGUUCCUGGGCGGGCCGAUCGCCGCGGUCGAGACGUCGGACGCGGCGCUGGACCUGAUCGCGGGCACGGCCCUGUCCGAGCCCGAGAGCUGGCGCCGCGCCGAGCAGUCGGUCGACAAGAGCGAGCGCCGCUACUUCCGCGAGAUCCACGACAUGCUGCGCGAGUGGCGGUCCGCCUGGGAGGGGAAGGACAGCGGCGGCAGCGGCAGCAAUAACGGCCGCAGCCGGCACGCCUUCGUCUACAACUUCCGCACCACCAAGUGCAUCUACUACGACCUGGCGGCCUGAGCCGCCCUCGGAAAGGGGGGGGCCCGGCUGGCCGGCCGGCUCGCGGCACAUGCUAUACGGCGAGCUAUGCGCGGCCGGGGGAGUGGAGCUACACCGCGCGGGGGACGAAGCUGGAGAGAUAUGUCGUCGCCUCCUUAGUACGGGGAGAGACGUGUGUAAACAGAAGGGAGAUGGAUAUUUGUGUGGUCACACGUGUUGCUAUGAAGACAGGUAGGCAGGUAGACAGGUAGAUACCCCAAAUGAAGGCCACCCGCUCUGAAUACCCGCCAGAACACGGCGGAGACCGUCCCUGUCGGUGAGAAAGAAAGCGAACGGCGCGUGCACACCGGUUCGAUGUAGGAGGGGGCCCUCGCCUCUCUUAUCGCGGAUGUCCCCUUUCUAGAUGCCGCCGUUUCCGUCUUCGAAGACCCUCGCUAGAAUCCUGCCCCCUGCAAUCUUCAUUCCCUCAGCCGCAGGGGGGGGGGCUGUUGGACUCACGUAUGCGAUAAGUUGCACAGAGAACGC
Molecule: messenger RNA, 5636 nt
Organism: Durotheca rogersii
Lineage: Eukaryota; Fungi; Ascomycota; Sordariomycetes; Xylariales; Xylariaceae
Product: serine/threonine-protein kinase gcn2
Exons: 5
Coding region: 249-5132 (1627 amino acids)
Biological process (GO): regulation of translational initiation by eIF2 alpha phosphorylation; DNA damage checkpoint signaling
Molecular function (GO): protein binding; eukaryotic translation initiation factor 2alpha kinase activity; ATP binding
Source: RefSeq, a predicted model, not a curated record